CACCACUGGGACCAACUGCACUGGUUUCAUCCAGAGUCUUUGAAGUUCAAUCUUGAGGUCCUGAUAGCGGCUGAGUUUUUCCUGUUGUUUUUCGUCACUGCGACUGUCACCUGGGAGGAAACAUCAAUGAUCCAAACCUUUUUCUUUUCCACAACUGUGAUGUCUGGUGUGUUGUGUUCCAGAACUUUGUCAGUCUGGAUUCGGAAGUCCCACAGUAUCUUUGCGUGCUCAUUUUCCAAUACUUUUGCAGGGGAGGUAUUAUUAUUAUCAUCAUCAUCAUCAUCAUUAUCUAUGCCUCAGAGGUUGUGAGGGCUUUUUUUUAAAGAAGGCUGGAUGGCCAUCUGUUGGGAGGGCUUUGAUGGUGCCGUUGUUUACAUCAGAUGGCCUUGGCGUUCCCAAACUUCCCUCAGAUUCUAUUCAGCAAUACUAAUCUUUGAUGGUAAUGAUGAUGGAGGCUCCUCUCUGGGGAUGGCCAUCUGUCGAGACAGAGCAGGAGAGCUGAGUGUUGUCUAUCUCUGCCAAGGCAGGACCGGCGGCCUUUUGAACAGAUUCCAAGCCAAGCACGUCUCUGCCAGGCCAGCCAGACAUGGCCAAGGUCAGACACUCACAGAGGAGCGAGCGCCAGGCCCUGCACCUGCCUGCAAAGAGAUGCGGCUCCGGCGCCUGCGCUGAGCAUGAAAGUGUGCAGACUGAUCGCAAUGGCACAAUGAUCCUCAGCUAUGUUUAGAGGAUCAAGACCAGCGUGCCCACAAGUCAUCAUGGGCAGUGGCCUUAAACAAUGAGGUGGCUAAAACUGGCCUUCCUUUACAAUUUCUGAAUUAUUAGGACCUAGGGCAAAACAAGUGCUCAUGCAAUGCACUCAUGAUAUCUAUGCUCAGUUGGACUUAGCAAGUAUAGGUAGGUCUUCUGCCACAAAGUUUUUAGCCUCCCACAAAAUGAAUACUCAUUUAGAACACUAUCUGACUAUUCCAGUUCCGUUGCCCUUAAGAAGAAUAUACACCAGGGCCAGGUUUGAACAACACAGUUAUUUACAUCCAUUACUAUCUAAUUUUAGGUCUCCCAACAGAAAUGAUCUUCUGACCGUCCUCUUGCAAGGACAAGAAAGAUCCACCAUAAUCAGAGUCAGACUUUUUAUCCCGAAAGCUAUCAAGAAAAAACCACAUUUUCUGAAAGAAGAAGAAUCAGGAAAAUAAGAUUUUGUCGGCAAACAGACGGUCAGCUGCCUGUCCUCCCAUCCUUUUUGCCUUGUUUUUUAUUUAUGUUGCACUUUGAAAUGGUCAUAUGACUGGUCAAACAAAUAAAUUAUUAUUAUGUGGAUAGCAAUGGCACCUUUGAGUUGGAAGGGACCCCCAAGGGACAUCUAGUCCAGCCCUGUUCUCCCAGGCAGGACGGCACCACGCUGGCACUCCAAAGAAAAUUACUCUUGUUUGGUAAAGGUAAAGAUUUCCCCCUUGAUAUUACUGAGAUACCAAUAAUAUUACCAUAUAUACUUGAGUAUAAGCCGACCCGAAUAUAAGCUGAGGCAUCUAAUUUUACCACAAAAAAAACUGGGAAAACAUUGACUCCAGUAUAAGCUGAGAUACCAAUAACAUUACCGUAUAUACUUGAGUAUAAGCUAACCCAAAUAUAAGCUGAGGCAUCUAAUUUUACCACAAAAAAAAAACCUGGGAAAACAUUGACUCCAGUAUAAGCCGAGGGUGGUAAAUUUCAGAAAUAAAAACAGAUACCCAUAAAAUUAAAUUAAUUGAGGCAUCGGUAGGUUAAAUGUUUUUGAAUAUUUACAUAGAUAAGACUGUCCAAUUCUGAUCAAAUCAUGGUACUCAUCUUCCUCCAUGUAAAUGUGCUUAUGUAUCCAUUUAAUAAUAAUAGAGUAAAAUAAUACAUGUAAUAAUAAUAAUAAUAAAUACAGGAAAAUAAUACAUGUAAUAAUAAAUACAGGAAAAUAAUAAAUGCAAUAAUAUUAAUAAGAUCAGAGUGAAAUAAUAAAUGUAAUAAUAAUAAUAAUAAUAAUAAUAAUAAUAAUAGAGUAAAAUAAAUGUAAUAGUAGCAACAAUAAUAAAGAAAAAUAAUAAAUGUAAUCAUACCACUAUUAAUAGAGAAAAAUAAUAAAUUUACCAUAUAUUCUGGAGUAUAAGCUGACCCAAAUACAAGCCAACCAGGACCCUCCCCCGAGUAUAAGCCGAGGGGGGCUUUUUCAGUCUUAAAAAAAGGGCUGAAAAACUAGGCUUAUACUCGAGUAUAUACAGUAAGUCUCUCUUGACACUUUGCCCACACCUCAGAAGUUGUGAGGAACCAGCCAGGCUUUGAAGCUGCAAGGCUAUGCAAUGCCUUGCAGCUUCAGUAACAAUAGCUGCAAGGCUAUUCUAUUCAAUCUGCCAGAGAUGUGGGCGAAACGUCAGGAAAGAAUGCUACUUCUGGAACACGGCCAGGCAGCCCCCAAAGACUCACAGCAACCCAGUGAUUCCAGCGAUAAGAGCCUUUUCCACCAUGUCUCCUGUAUCAAUUUAAUGAUAUAAUAAUAUAUAAAAAUAUUAGACUAUACUAAUACAAUACAGUCUCAUUUAUCCAACAUAAACGGGCCAGCAUAACGUUGGAUAAGCGAAUAUGUUGGAUUAUAAGGAGGGAUUAUUAAGGAAAAGCCUAUUAAACAUCAAAUUAGGUUAUGAUUUUACAAAUUAAGCACCAAAAGAUCAUGUUAGACAACAAAUUUGACAGAAAAAAUAGUUCAUUACACAUUAGUGCCAUGUAGCAAUUACUGUAUUUAUGAAUUUAGCACCAAAAUAUCACAAUGCAUUGAAAACAUUGACUACAAAAAUGCAUUGGAUAAUCCAGAACGUUGGAUAAGUGAGACUCUACUGUAUUAUAAUAUAUUGUAUAUACAUGUAAUAUUAAUAAUAAUAUGAUGUAAUACAAUAUUAUAAUAAUUAUAAUUCACUAUUAUAAUUGUAUAUUUAUAUUACAUGCAAUAUUACUAUUAAUAUUGCAAUAUAGUCAUAUAAUAUAAUAUAUUGUAUGUAUAUAUACUUGUAAACCGCCCUGAGUCCCCUUCGGGGUGAAAAGGACGGGAUAUAAAUGUCGCUAAUAAAUAAAUAAUAAAUAACACACUCCGGGUAAACCUUGGGAAGAACUUAUUUACAGCAAGAGUUGUUCAGUUGUGACAUAUUUUUCUGGUGGCCAUCCGUCAGGAUGGCUUUGAUGGUGUCUGGAAUGGGGUUGGACUGGAUGGCCUUUUGGGUCAGUUCCAGCAUUAGGAUUCUAUUAUUAUUAUUAUUAUUAUUAUUAUUAUUAUUAUUAUUAUUAUUAUUAUUAUUAUUAGUUUUUAGACCCAGUUUUUUAGACUCUGAACACGCCAAUCUGCAUAUUUAUAAGUGUAUUUUAAUUAAUGUCUAACAUAAUUAAUUUUAAUUGAAUUGCAAUGUAUUGUAUUAUUUUUGUAUGUGUUUUUAUUGUAAGCUGCCCUGAGUCCCCUCUUAGGUGAGAAGGGCGGGAUACAAAUGCUGUGAUAAAUUAUUAUUAUUAUUAUUAUUAUUAUUAUUAUUAUUAUUUAUUCAGAGGCUGUAUGGCCAUCUGCUGGGAGGGCUUUGAUGGUGUCUUCCUGCCCGGCAAAAUGGGAUUGGCCUUUGGGCUCCCUUCCAACCUGAAUGCAAUAAAGACUGCCUGGGAGUGCAAUGGAGACUCCUUCCUUGGAAGUUUGUAAACAGAAGUUGGAUGGCCAUCUGUCGGGAUGAUUUUGCCCAGUGGAAUGGGGUUGAACUGGAUGGCCUUUGGGGUCUGUUCCAGCAUUAGGAUUCUAUUAUUAUUAUUAUUAUUAUUAUUAUUAUUAUUAUUAUUAUUAUUAUUAUUAUUAUUAUUAUUAUUGUAUGACAUAGUGAACAAGAUAGAUAUGCUGGAUUUCGUAUCACAAAAUCACAAGUCGAACACUUCCCAAGUGUCUAGGACUGUGUGAUGUAUUUUCGGAUGAUGUGCACAGAUCCCAGCAGGGUGGCCUUUUGCAGUUGGCAGAUCGUGAUUUUGUCAAUGUCUAUUGUUCCCAAAUGCCGGCUGAGAUCUUUUGGCAUGGCACCCAGUGUGCCCAUCACCACUGGGACCACCUGCACUGGUUUCUGCCAGAGUCUUUGAAGUUCAGUCUUGAGGUCCUGAUAGCGGCUGAGUUUUUCCUGUUGUUUUUCGUCAAUGUGACUGUCACCUGUGAUGGCAACAUCAAUGAUCCAAACCUUUUUCUUUUCCACAACUGUGAUGUCUGGUGUGUUGUGUUCCAGAACUUUGUCAGUCUGGAUUCAGAAGUCCCACAGUAUCUUUGCGUGCUCAUUCUCUAAGACUUUUGCAGGUUUGUGAUCCCACCAGUUCUUUGCUGCUGGGAGGUGGUACUUGAGGCAUAAGUUCCAAUGGAUCAUUUGGGCCAUGUAGUUGUGCCUCUGUUUGUAGUCUGUCUGUGCGAUUUUCUUACAGCAGCUGAGGAGAUGAUCAAUGGUUUCGUCAGUUUCCUUGCACAGUCUGCAUUUUGGGUCAUCAGCUGAUUUUUCGAUCUUGGCCUCAAUUGCCUUUGUCCUGAUGUCUUGCUCCUGGGCUGCAAGGAUCAGACCUUCUGCCUCCUUCUUCAGGGUCCCUUUCGUGAGCCAGAGCCAGGUCUUCUCCUUGUCAGCUUUCCCUUCAAUUUUGUCAAGAAACUUUCCAUGAAAUGUUUUGUUGUGCCAGCUGUCAGCUCUAGUUUGUAGUGCGGUUUUCUUGUACUGGUUUUUUGUCUGCUGUGCUUUGAGGAGUUUCUGAUUUUUGACUUCAAUCAAAGCAGGUUCUUCACUUUGCUUGACAUAUUCUGCCAGGGCAUGUUCUUCUUCUUCUUUAUUAUUAUUAUUAUUAUUAUUAUUAUUAUUAUUAUUAUUAUUAUUAUUCAGAGGGUGUAUGGCCAUCUGUUGGGAUGACUUUGCCCGGCAGAAUGGGGUUGGACUUUAGGGUCUCUCCCAAGUCAUGGUGAAGGAAAAUGCUGGCACCGGAGGCUCCUUUCCAUGUCCCUGUUGUCGGCGCUCACGAAAAAAUGCCAAGGUCACAACAAUGUUGGGGGAGAGGCAGAUAAAAGCGGGUUCCCACAGUCUGGCCUGCUGGAUGCUCAGCGGCGGCAGCAGCACCCGCACCAUGCUCCACCUGCUCCUGGCCAGUGGCUUCCUCACCGGGGCCUUGCUCUGGGCCGCCCCCCGGGAGACUGACCUGGACCAAGACCCCCGGAUGGGCAGCACGGUGCUGGCCCUCAAUGGAAGCUGCAGAGAGCAGGUCCUCCAGCGCAUCGGUCAGUCUCUUCUCCGCUUGCUCCACUUGGAUCGAGCCCCUCGGUUCCCGGCAGAGACCACGGUCCAGUUGCGGCAAACUUGGGCCAAGGAAGUGGCCGAAGCCCCAGCGCUGUCCGCGGAGGGGCAGACACUCAAUAUUUCGCCCAACGAGACGUUGCUGAUCCAAAGAGGAGGCUGCGCCCAGAUCUCCCAUCACAUCACACUGACUGAGAGGCUGCUGCCGGCCCCGCGGGACCACCGCGAUCGCUUUCGCCUUUGUCGCCGAGGACGGUUCCGUGACGGUGCGGCCGCUCCGCUUGGCCCGGGACUGCCUUUGCCGGCCCUGAACGGCCCCGAUCCCCACAUUGCAAGGACAUACAAUGGGAAGGAAACCUCCCUUCCCGGGACAUUGACCAAGCUGGAAGGAACCACGUCCUCUUCGUCCGUAUUGGCAUCAGACUGGAACAAGAGCGACAGCUGCAUCCGGUUCGAAACAAACCUAAAAGGUUUCCGAAAAGAGGACUGAGCAUCCUUUUGAGCCUCCUUUCAAAACUAUGCCAUCACUUUUGUUUCGCUCCAAUCUCUGGAUGUUUUUAAGACGAGCCGGGAUGGCCAUCUGUCGGGAGGGUUUGAGUGGUGUCCUCCUGCCAGGCGGAAAUAGGGUUGAACUGGACUGUCCUUGGGGGUCAUAUAUAUACCCAUAUAUAUAUAUAUAUACCCACAUACAUAUAUACACACAUAUACACACACACAUGUAUAUGCAGGUAUAUAUACAGAUACACAUAUAUACACAUACAUAUGCACCCACACACAUAUAUACCCACAUACAUAUAUAUACACACACACACCUGUAUAUACAGAUACACAUAUACACAUACAUAUAUACCCACGUACAUAUAUACACACACAUAUAUACACACACAUGUAUAUGCACGUAUAUAUACAGAUACAUAUAUACACACAGACAUAUGCACCCACACAUAUAUAUACCCACAUACAUAUAUAUAUACACACACACCUGUAUAUGCAGAUAUAUAUACAGAUACACAUAUACACAUACAUAUAUACCCACGUACAUAUAUACACACACAUAUAUACACACACAUGUAUAUGCACGUAUAUAUACAGAUACACAUAUACACACAGACAUAUGCACCCACACAUAUAUAUACCCACAUACAUAUAUAUAUACACACACACAUGUAUAUGCACGUAUAUAUACAGAUACACAUAUACACACAGACAUAUGCACCCACACAUAUAUAUAUACCCACGUAUAUAUAUAUAUAUGUAUAUAUAUAUACACACACAUAUACAGUAGAGUCUCACUUAUCCAAUGUUCUGGAUUAUCCAACACAUUUUUGUAGUCAAUGUUUUCAAAACAUCAUGCUAAAUUCGUAAAUACAGUAAUUACAACAUAACAUGACUGCGUAUUGAACUACCUUUUCUGUCAAAUUUGUUGUCUAACAUGAUGUUUUGGUGCUUAAUUUGUAAAAUCAUAACCUAAUUUGAUGUUUAAGAGGCUUUUCCUUAAUCCCUCCUUAUUAUCCAAGACAUUCGCUUAUCCAAGCUUCUGCCGGCCCGUUUAUGUUGGAUAAGUGAGACUCUACUGUAUAUGUAUAUACACGUAUAUAUACCCACACACAUUUAUGCACACCCACAUAUAUAUACCCACACAUAUAUAUUACCCACAUACGUAUAUACACACACACAUAUACAUACAUACAUACAUACAUAUAUAAACACACACAUAUAUGCACACAUAUACAUGUGUAUCUAUGCUAGAUGGGGAUGAUGGGAGUCGCAGUCCGACACACAUUCAAGGGACACCCAGUCCAACCCCAUUCUGCCAAUGAGGAAAACAGCAUCUAAGCCCUCCCGACAGAUGGCCAUCCAGCCGCUGCUUCAAAGCCUCCAGAGACUUGGUUUGUUCUUAGCCAAUCAGACGAGGUUGAAAAAGGACCAGGCGUCUGUUGUAUGUUGUUAUUGCUGUACAGAUAAAAACCACACAGGCUUUUCAAUAAAAAGGCACCGGUUAUAUUUUAA
Molecule: messenger RNA, 7307 nt
Organism: Anolis carolinensis (green anole)
Lineage: Eukaryota; Metazoa; Chordata; Lepidosauria; Squamata; Anolidae
Exons: 4
Coding region: 4966-5787 (273 amino acids)
Molecular function (GO): growth factor activity
Source: RefSeq, a predicted model, not a curated record